AUGAAGACAUCAGUGUUUUUUACAGGCUACAUCUCCAUUGCCGCGGCCAGCCCCCUUUUAAACAUCCACAUUGGGAAGCAUAGGACUUCAGGAGAACUAUUCCAAUUCACCUCGACCUACAGCGUCAAGGUUGGCCCAAGGGCUGUUGUCGACGCCGACAACAACCCUACCGGCGGACUAGCCGGUGCAUCCGGGCUCUUUCAAUACGGCAUCGACAGUUAUGAAAAUAUUAUCUGCUACAAUCUCACCCUGGAUGGAUUCCGCGGUGAAUAUCAGUCGCCUGCUCUGACGGCUACUCACAUUCACGAAGCACCAGUAGGAAAGGCUGGGCCGCCACGUAUUGCGUUUCCCAAUCCACAAGACUCUCAAGGGGGACGUCGAACUAGCAUUGGCUGCCUAAGAGGACCGUUCCUUACUGGCGUAAAGGUGGACGGCAAGGAUACGGGCCAAGGCUUCCAUGUUGAGCAGAUUGAGAGAAACCCGUCUGCAUUUUUCACAGACGUUCAUUCUAGCUUGGCUGUUCCUGGUGCCGUCAGAGGUCAAUUGGAAAGCAGAAACAAGUGCUAA
This is a messenger RNA of Metarhizium brunneum ARSEF 3297, 567 nucleotides long. RefSeq lists its product as uncharacterized. The record is from RefSeq and is a predicted model, not a curated record. NCBI's taxonomy places the organism in Eukaryota, Fungi, Ascomycota, Sordariomycetes, Hypocreales, Clavicipitaceae.